AUGGGAGAAUAUAAAAAGACAGGCCAAAAAGAACAAGACAGUGGCAAUGAAGAUGAGCAGGACACACACACCUUGUCACAUCAUACUGGAGGGGGUAAGGUUGAAUGUGUGAAAAGCUUCAAUUAUCUGGGUAGCAUCGUAUCAUGCGAUGGAAGUUCCAAACUAGAAGUCUUAAACAGAAUAAGAAAAUGCGCUAGCUUCUUCCACCAAGUACAAAAUCUAAUCUGGGACAAGGAAGUCCCUCAAAGAACCAAACAGACCAUGUCAGCUCUACAAAAAAAAACUAGGAGAAACAGAGUCAGGAAUGAUUGUGUAAGGAGAGACCUGCAGGUGACAUUGACUACACAGGAGAGGAUGAGUGCUUUGAGAUUGAAGUGGUUCGGUCAUAUGAAGAGAAUGCACCCGACUCGAACUCCAUGCCAGUGUUUGGAGAUGGAGGUACCAGAAAGAAGACCAAUUGGGCAGCCUAGAAAGAGAUGGACAGACCAGGCUAAGGAAGAUUUCAAGAGGAGAGAAGUAACAUGGGAUGUAGUGGAGAGGGAAAAGCUAUACCAGGACAGAAACCAAUGGAGGCAUAUCAUUCACCAAGUUCCUACUCGGCUUGCUGGAAGGAAAUCCUGA
Schistocerca americana (American grasshopper) is the source of this 621-nucleotide messenger RNA. RefSeq lists its product as uncharacterized. NCBI's taxonomy places the organism in Eukaryota, Metazoa, Arthropoda, Insecta, Orthoptera, Acrididae. Bases 1 to 621 code for a protein of 206 amino acids. The record is from RefSeq and is a predicted model, not a curated record. The transcript has 3 exons.